Molecule: messenger RNA, 1963 nt
Organism: Argiope bruennichi
Lineage: Eukaryota; Metazoa; Arthropoda; Arachnida; Araneae; Araneidae
Exons: 10
Coding region: 321-1538 (405 amino acids)
Source: RefSeq, a predicted model, not a curated record
ACCUCUUCUGAUGCACCCCGCCACGCUCAUUCAGUGGCCGGUUACGGUCAUAGAUAGAUGUUAAAUAAAUUCUCGUCUGCAUCAAAGAACUUUUAACUUGCCGCGCAUGGUAUUGGUGAAAAGUCUGGAUAAGGUUUUUCGUUCUUUUUUUGGUUUAAUUUUUUUGUUCGCGUUUUGGUGACUUGUGCAAAUAAUUGGUAAUUUUUUUCUUUCUUCUGAUUGGAUUUGGUGGUGAAUGACAGUUGGAUUUUAGAAAAGGAUACAAACUAGUGGAAACUUUUUGAAAUCUGCGAUUUUGAUAUAUUUUGUUUUUGAUCAUAAUGGCUGUGACAAACAGGAUAAUUCUACUGGUUUGCGUUUGUGGGAUAAUUUGGUCCUUCGGAUCUGCUGAAGAAACACCUAAAGCCAAACCAUCUUCAGUUUCAGUUGAAUACAACGUCACGUGCUCACCAAAAUGGAUGAUAGUGACAGUAAGUGUGAACUCCACUUCUUCACAGGUAUAUUUGGAAAGACUAAAGACUUAUCCAGAUUGCCAAGCAGAGUUGUUGGAAGGUCUUCACGUUUUCCGUUUACCUUUAGACAACAUCUACUCUUGUGGCACGACGAGAAUGCUCAACAAGAUUACGGGUGUGCGCAUCUAUUACCACCGUGUGAUCGUGGAAGAGCCCCAGGAAGAACUGCAAAUGAUUCUGGUCACGUGUUCGAUUCCCCCCACUCACAACACCUCUGAUCCGGAAGUGGUUCACAGAACGAGGAGGAACACCUUGCCAGAAAAUUUUGUGGAACCGGAUUACGUCAACAUCACAGACUAUAUCGUGGCCAGCGCACCUGUCCCAUAUCUGAACAUCGCAGUGCGACAGCAUGGUAAAAUAAUGGACACAACUCUCAACGUUCAGCCGGGAACUCCAUUAGAAAUGCUCAUAUACUUAGACAGGAAAAGUGCAGACACAUAUGGAUUGCUGACAAGUUUCCUAAAAGUAACUGACAGUUCUCCAAAUCAAGAGGAAGUGAUCAUCAUGAACGGGUGUUCUAUCGACCCUUACAUCUUCGGGAACUUUCAGUCUCUCGAAAAUGGCGACGCCCUCUCUGCAAAAUUCAGAGCGUUCAAGUUUCCAGACGCCAACUACGUCCUGUUUGUGGGCACAGUCAGUGUCUGCUUGCAGCAGUGCAGAGGAGUCCCCUGCGGUAAUGGUCAGCUGGGAUAUGGUCGCAGAAGGCGGCGCGCCAUUCCCACAGAUCUUCCUCCAGAUCCCAACAAGGUGUUUGAGGUGGAGAUGACCACCUUUCUUAAAGUGGAGUACUCAGAAGAUCACUUCACACUAAACAAAGGUGCUUUGAAAGGAGCGUUCGAGCCCCGAAUGAACGUGUCCCACGUGAAUGCGACACAAGAAACCAAUAGCAGUGUGAGCACCGCAAAUGAAGUAGCUGCCCUUUACAGAAACAGCGCCACGUCCCUGCACCCAUCGAGUCUUACAUCUGUCACAAUAAUGGCAGCCGUGAUAUUCCUGAUGAUGCAUGCAAGCCGAAUGUGGAAAUGAGAAAGAGAACAUCGCCAACUCCAUCGCCAGUUUCGCCAACUCUAACCUUCUGGUUAAUCAUGUAUUCAUAAUUUAUUAACUGUUGACUCCAUGUGUAAGAGGAGGCCUUUUCGAGAGGUGUCUGACUCGCCCGUUCAUUUUCUUGCUGUUGAACAGUAUUGAAAAAUUUGAUAAACCAUUCUGUCAUUAUACCUGUGGUAUAAUCCCUUUUGGCGAUUUUAUCUUAUUGGCGGCAAAAAAGAUAUUAUCAAAAUUCUAACGAAAACUAGAAAUUUGAAAAAAAAAUCGCCAAAUGAAACAUUUUAUCAUAAUUAUUUUCAUGAUAACAAACUCAAAUUAAAGAGAACCAAUGCUAAAUGAAAAUAACUUUAUUCCUAAUAUUUUGUAAAAUUAAACAUUUUUUUAAGUUAAACUGAAUCCAGUGA